Lycium barbarum (goji berry) is the source of this 3225-nucleotide messenger RNA. RefSeq lists its product as uncharacterized. The transcript is spliced from 5 exons. The record is from RefSeq and is a predicted model, not a curated record. NCBI's taxonomy places the organism in Eukaryota, Viridiplantae, Streptophyta, Magnoliopsida, Solanales, Solanaceae. The coding region runs from base 563 to 2698 and encodes 711 amino acids.
GUCCGUAUCAUCUUUGAGACUUAUAAUAAUAUCGACCAUCAUUUCUUAAAGAUGAGUGGAAAUUGCAUAAAUGGAACUGCCUUUAGCUCAUUUUCCCUAAUAUUGCUGUCAAUAGUCCAAUCUACAAGACUUGUGAGGGACUAAAAUUCCAGUACAGUUUGAAUUUCUUUGAACCACAUCAGAUUUUUUCAAAAUUGAAAAAGCCUAAACAAUGAUAAAUUCAAUCAAUUUCUAUGUAAAUUUAUGUAUAUAGUAUAUUGAUGUACUUUCUGAUGGAAGUGAUGAUGAUGAGGUGGAACAAAUUGAUGAUGAUGAUUUUGAAAUGGAUCUGAAAACCCUAAAACAGUAAAAACACACAUCAGCUUUUGGAACUCGAGAAAUUACCGUUUGCUUCGUUGAAUAAAGAUUUUCAAUUGGGGAGGUGAUUUUUUGGAGAUUGAGGAACCAAAUUGUGUUAAGUACUACUUGUAUAUUCGUGAAGAACUUAACCCUUUAGAACUUAUUGAAAACUCUUUGAUCAUCAGAGGAAUUGGGAAUCCUUUGUAUUUGUAUUAUUUUUAAAAUGCAUGCCAGGCAUCGGAGUCCGGUAGGUGGGUAUAAGUCUAAUUCAAUGGGAAUGGGUGGUGUGGCAACUGCCUCACGGGUUUCACCCGAUGGAUCAGUGAGAGGUCGUGGAUUGCAUAACUCGGAGUACAGAAACUAUAACCGAGGUGGAUUUGGGCGUGGUCAGUCGAGGCAGUUUGCGUUUCAGCAGCCUUCACAUGGAAAUGACAUUUUCAUGGAAGCUGGAAAGUUAGCAGCUGAGUACCUUGUUUCCAAAGGUCUGCUUCCACCGAAUGCUCUUUCAGGGAAAUUGCCUAAUGGUAGCUUAAAGAGCCCAAUUGGGAAUUUUCAGGGAUUUAAGCCACAAGAUAUUGAUGAAGGUCGGACAUCAACUCUUUCACGUGUUGAGAGUGAUGUGGGGCCUGGUAGGAGAAGGUUUUCUGAUGAAUAUGACAGAAAUUAUAUGAGAGGAAGGAGAAGAAGCGAGUCCUUUCGAAGUUACAACUCUGAAUUCAAUCGAGAAUUGCAAAGGAGUGGGUCGUCAGAUAGAGCCAGGGCCAACCCCGAUGUGAAUGGUCUAGAUGACGCUUUACCACGUGAUAGAGAUGAACAACAAGUGGCUAAAGAUAGUAAUGGGAUGUUACCUAGUUUCGUUCCCGGUAAACAAAACCCAGAUAUAGAGAGUGCCGGGGAGUCGAUGAGCAGUGAUCCAAAACCUGCCUUGGGAGAUUCUGGUAAAGAGACAAGUACCAUCAACACUGGAAAUGAUCUCCCAUUAGAUGGUCAACCCGAACAAAAGAAGUCUGAAGACAUUGAAAUGUCGAAAAUAGAAGUUGAUCCUGUUAAUCUUGCCAACAGUAGUGAUGCGUUGGAGAAAAUAGCUGGUAACGAGGAUAUAGAAGUCAAGUUGUUCAGCAAAGAACAUAACGAGACCAGCAUGACUGGUAACAAUUUACUUAGCUUAUGUAGGUUUGGAAAUGUUCCCACGAGAACACGUUCUGCCUUGGCAAACAGAGAUUUGAUGGUUGAUGAGGAUGCUCAUGAGGUCGGGCUCCCUAAAGAAACUGAAGUGCAUUCCCAAGACAUCACCAUUGAUGUUUCCCCUGGUGUCAUUUUAUCAGAUCAAAGACAUGAUGCAAAAAGCCUUGAUUCUGACAAAUUGAAACCGCCGCCGACCGAGGAAGAAUCACGUCUUACUUAUGCCAUUAAACAGUUAAAUGAGGCAAGUUCCUCAUCCUUUCCUGGAAAUACGUUGAAGGAGGAAGAGAAAAUAGCGGGGCUAAGUGAAAUUGGAAGUCGCAGUUCUAUAGCAACGGGAAGAGGUGAGAAACGAGAAUUGGACGACGGUGAUGAUUGUAAGGGAGGAACUAAGAGACCUAGAGAAUUGACUUCAUUAACAAGUACUUUCUCAGAUGUCUUUCUGUACCAUUCUAAUUCAAUGGAAAAGCAGCAAACUUCACAGGAACCAAGGAGAUCACAUAGCGAGCCAUUAAUGUUUCCAUCUGAGGAGAAGAGAUCGGUAAACAUUUCCAUGAUACCCGAGAGUGAUGUGAGGCUGGGCAGUGACUUCACGGAGAAGCAACUUUUACCCAGUUCCUUUAAGGCUUUUGAUCUCAAUCUUAUGGAAACUUCUGAUGUGAAUGAGAAUCAUGAUGCUGAUCCUGUUCACAUCUACCCAGUGGUUACUGAAGGUGUAAAACAAGAAGCACCAGUUGAUAUUCAUCUGACCAUGAGUAGUAACUCUGAUAUGACAAGUCACUAUGCUAGAUCUAGCUUUGAUGGGCGAAAUGUUGAGGUAAUUGAUUUGGAAAAUGAUUCUGAACAAGAAGAGAAGACUUUCAAUAACCCUGAGAGAAGGUCUGAAGUUGAAUUCACUGGAACAGAUGGUUUUUCUAAUAAUGCACAUAGUACCAACAACAUACCCCAUGCUCAGGAUGGUUAUGGACUUAUGAUUUCCGAAUUACUUGGGAAUGAUAUAGGAAAUUGUUCUCCUCUACCAGGAGAUAUGAAUUCUUUGCACAAUGAUAUGGGCCUCCAUAAUGGAGAGGGCAUGCUUGGUGACGAUGAUUCAAUAUAUAUGUCCUUGGGAGAAAUUCCGAUAAGCUUUUUGUCGCCCUGGGAGCAGCCGCCGCAAGAAUUUGGAAAGCCAUUUUGAGAUGCUACUAUCCAGGUUUUCUUGAGAUGUAUUUAGUUUGAGAACCAAGAAAUCCCAAGGGUCAACGGCGCACGGUUCGAAACUCGGUGGGAAAUGGGCUUGCUCUCUACCGAUUCCACUUAAAUUCUAGGCUUUUGUCUGUGGCAAGUCUCGAACCUGUGACGUGUGCCUAACCCACACAUCACACGCUGCACUCUUACUACUAGAUCAAAUCCCUCGGGCUGAUGUAUUAUCAUAAUGUUUUCUUUAUGUGGGCUGAUGUAUUAUCAUAAUGUUUUCUUUAUGUCUAAUAUCAGUUGUCAAAAGUCAAAACGAGCUCUUUAAUAGUGCAACUUUGUAGCAUUGUAUGCCUUACGCAAAAUCUUGCUUGUCUCUAGCAGAUGAAGUAUUCCUUUCCCCUCCUCUUCCUUUUGUUGGAAGUUAGGCAACUGUGUGGUUUUUUGUAACUCAUUUUCUGUUUCACCUCUUGGUUGAAUUGGAAAAAGUUUCUACUUUGUUGAAAGCUUAAUGGUCAACCACUUCCUUUA